AAAAACCAUUCUCAUUAACAUCAACGAUCAAUCCUUAACAAACAACACCUCCCACCAACCGCCAUUCUUCCAACCACCGCUUCUGCAAAUGCAUACCCAUAAUCUCUUCUCUCCCAUCAUCGUCGCCAUACUAAUCUUCACCGCGAUCUCAAAACCAUGUUAUGGUCAGGUCAACCAACAAUACAACGUUUGUAAUCAAACAUACAGUUGCGGAUCAAACAUACGCAACAUGAGAUAUCCCUUUUGGGGAGAUGGUCGGCCUCAAUAUUGCGGCCACCCACAGUUUCAGUUAAAGUGUCAGAAUACCGAGUACCCAACUGUGACCAUCAACGAUCGGUCAUUUCAAGUACUAGGAAUAAAUCAAUCUAGUCAUGUCAUGACUAUCGCGAGAAUAGAUCUCUGGGAUAGUUAUUGUACUCAGAAUUUGAGUAAUAUCAGUUUGGAUGGCAACUUUUUUUGGUACAGUCAGGCUGUGAGAGAUCUAUUCAUGUUUUACGAUUGCACCCAGAAUAAUUUUACUAGAGGCUUGUCGAAUAAUUUUACGUGUACGAAUUUGGGAAGUGAUGGCGGAAAGAGUUUGGGCUUUUACGCGGACGAGUCAUUGUUGAGGGCUCUGCUGCUUGGAAAUGUUACCAAGUUUGAGGGAGUGUUAUGCAGAGUGAAUGUUGAAGUUCCGGUUCUUCGGGUGGCUCUGGAUGAGCUUUCGAGCAAGUCAUUGUCGCUGCAGGAGGCUUUGAACCAGGGCUUUGAGGUGGUUUAUUAUGCAGAAAAUGCGGCUUGUUUGGGGUGUGAGGAAUCCGGUGGGAUUUGUGGAUCAGAUUCUAGUUCCCUUGUGUUUGUUUGCCAUUGUCAGGACCAUACUCAUCCCCGCAACUGUCGAAAUGAUGAUAUUAUAAAUGUUCGGCGAAAGCUUUUAAUAGGGUUUGGCACAACGGGAAUUACUAUCAUUGUCAUGAGCCUUAUUUUCAUCAUCUAUCAUUUCCGGUACAAAAAGCGUUGUGCUACUUCAUCUUGGGUAUCUCGAAAAACUUUUUUGCAUCGCUCUUCAAUGAAAGAUCUUGAAAAGGCGGGCACAUACUUAAACGUCCAAGUUUUUAGCUACAGCGAACUUGAAAAAGCGACAAGCAAUUUCGAUUCAAAAACAGAACUUGGAGAUGGAGGAUUUGGUACAGUAUACCAAGGCAAGCUCCGCGAUGGACGCAUUGUCGCUGUCAAGCGAUUAUAUGAGCACAAUUUCAAGAGAGUCGAGCAAUUCAUGAAUGAAGUUGAGAUCCUCACGCGUUUACGUCACCAAAAUCUUGUCUCUCUUUAUGGGUGCACAACGCACCAUUGUCGUGAACUCCUACUUGUUUAUGAGUACAUUCCUAAUGGCACCGUUGCCGAUCAUCUCCACGGUGAACGAGGGAAACCAGGUUCACUAUGUUGGACUACCCGAAUGAGCAUUGCCGUAGAAACAGCAAGCGCAUUGGCUUAUCUCCACGCUUCAGAUGUCAUUCACAGAGAUGUAAAAACCAACAACAUCCUCCUUGACAACAAUUUUUGUGUCAAAGUUGCCGAUUUUGGGCUCUCUCGCCUCUUCCCAAAUGAUGUCACUCAUGUCUCCACUGCCCCACAAGGGACUCCUGGAUAUGUAGACCCUCAAUAUCACGAAUGCUAUCAAUUAACUGACAAGAGUGAUGUUUAUAGUCUUGGGGUUGUUUUGGUUGAGCUCAUAUCAUCCAAGCCUGCUGUGGAUAUCAGUAGGCAUCGACAUGAGAUCAAUUUGUCCACCAUGGCUAUCAACAAGAUCCAAAAUCAUGCGUUGCACGAGCUUGUUGAUCCGCGUCUUGGAUUUGACUCGGACUAUGAGGUGAGGAAGAUGAUCACUAAGGUGGCAGAGUUGGCUUUUCAAUGCCUGCAAAAUGAGAGUGAUUCAAGGCCGUCUAUGGAAAAUGUAUUGGAGGUUCUAAAGGGGAUUCAGAGCGAGGAUUGCGCGAUGAAAAAUGCAGAGGUGGUGGAUAUCCGUGAAGAUGAUGUUGUGCUGUUGACGAGCAAGUCACCGACGCUUUCGCCUAGCAGGUGAUCAUAUGACCUAAUGCCAGUAGCUAAGUUGUGAAAUUUUACUAAAUUUUCAAAGUACAUAUUGAAGAUUUUUUCAGUAGUUGAUGUACUUAGAUGCUGAGUUUGAGUGUUAUGCCAUCUUUUUACUGGAUUUUUUUAUACUGAAGUUGAUGUAUAUAUUGCGUCAUUUCAUUAAAUUGAUUGUAAAAUAGCAAUGCGUUUCAUAUGGAGAUUGAAAUGUAAUUCACUAUUUAUAUACUGAAUGUAACUGAGUCAUAAUAAAAUGUAUCUGCUAAUGUGAAUGAGACUAUCUCAUAGAAGUAUUGAUAAUAAGAAAACAUUUUGAUUAAGCUACUUUUUCUUUUUCUUUUUUUGUUAAUAAGAAACGAAUUU
Camellia sinensis is the source of this 2433-nucleotide messenger RNA. RefSeq names its product LEAF RUST 10 DISEASE-RESISTANCE LOCUS RECEPTOR-LIKE PROTEIN KINASE-like 1.2. Gene Ontology annotation, molecular function: protein kinase activity; ATP binding. Lineage: Eukaryota; Viridiplantae; Streptophyta; Magnoliopsida; Ericales; Theaceae. Gene Ontology annotation, biological process: protein phosphorylation. The record is from RefSeq and is a predicted model, not a curated record.